This is a messenger RNA of Ipomoea triloba (trilobed morning glory), 897 nucleotides long. RefSeq lists its product as uncharacterized. NCBI's taxonomy places the organism in Eukaryota, Viridiplantae, Streptophyta, Magnoliopsida, Solanales, Convolvulaceae. The record is from RefSeq and is a predicted model, not a curated record. The transcript has a single exon. Bases 1 to 897 code for a protein of 298 amino acids.
AUGGCGAAACGAGGAUUUACGGGACCUUGGCUGGUGGCGGGGGAUUUCAACUCCGUUCUUACUAAAGAGGAAACUUCUAAUUACUCUACCUUUUCCAUGCAAAGGAGUUCUGAGUUCGCAGAUUGGAUUAACUCGGAAGGUUUGAUUGACAUGGGCUUUAGUGGCUCUAAGCUUACGUGGGUCAAAGAUAGUCAAUUCGGAUAUGUGAAGGGGGCACGACUCGAUCGGGCUCUUUGUAAUAUCAGCUGGCGGAAUCAAUUCCCGAAGGCCUCUAUCGUUCACCUUCCUAGGGUCUCUUCGGAUCAUGCGCCUCUCCUAAUUCGCUUGAGGGCGAGGGAAGGGUCCACCGGCUGGUCUCACUUCCGUUUCCAAGCUGCAUGGUUGACGGAUGUGCGGUUGGGGGAGGUGGUUACCCGAUCUUGGCUUAAAACUCGUUCCCUUACAGAUAAUAUUCCCCAUGUUACUACCGCGCUUUCGGAUUGGAAUUCCAAUGUUUUCGGUAACAUCCAUCAACGUAAAAAAGUGGUUCUUGCUCGCCUAGGUGGGGUACAACGAAGACUUGAUCACUAUUACCAUGGGGGUCUGUCCAAACUCGAACGUAAGCUUAGUGCGGAAUAUCAAGAAAUUCUGUACCAAGAGGAGCUUUUGUGGUUCCAAAGGUCUAGAGAGGACUGGAUCGUUUUCGAGGACCGGAAUACGAAAUAUUAUCAUACGGCAGCGUCUAUUUGGCGAGCACGGAAUACGGUUGCUUGCCUCCGAAAUGAGGAUGGGGAGUGGAUUUCCGAGCAGGAUAGACUACAACACCAUGUUCGCUGUUAUUUUGUUAGUCUGUUUUCAAAUGAUUCUGAUGCGCAAGGCGUUGUUAAUUUAGAGGGCGCGUUCCCUUCGAUUUCUUAA